Morchella sextelata is the source of this 1284-nucleotide messenger RNA. RefSeq lists its product as uncharacterized. Lineage: Eukaryota; Fungi; Ascomycota; Pezizomycetes; Pezizales; Morchellaceae. The transcript is spliced from 3 exons. The record is from RefSeq and is a predicted model, not a curated record. Gene Ontology annotation, molecular function: ATP binding; mRNA guanylyltransferase activity. The coding region runs from base 1 to 1284 and encodes 427 amino acids. Gene Ontology annotation, biological process: 7-methylguanosine mRNA capping. Gene Ontology annotation, cellular component: mRNA capping enzyme complex.
AUGUCCUGCCCCACCGAGAGCAUCAACACCCCCCACGCCGCCACCGACUCAUCCUCGCCCUCCCCCCCGUCCCCCCCCGCGCCCGAAUCCAGCGCGCCCCCGCCCACCGCCGCCCCAGAGUCCUCCGUCCCCGACAUACCGGGCAUCAAAGCGGACCACAAGCUCGCGCAGAUGCUGCGCAAAGAAGUCGCCGAGAUGCUCGGCCGCACCAGCAGCGGCUUCCCCGGCGCGCAGCCCGUCUCCUUCGCCGCCAAGCACCUCGAGGAGCUCAAGCGCACCGACUACUACCUGUGCGAGAAGAGCGACGGCAUCCGCUGCCUGCUGUACUUUACGCGCGACGGCGACCAGGAGGUGCACUACCUGAUUGACCGCAAGAACGACUACUACUGGGUGCGCAACCUGCACUUCCCGCUGCCGGGCGACGACACGUUCCGCGGCUUCCACACGGAGACCUUGAUCGACGGGGAGCUGGUGCUGGACGACGUGGGCGAGGGAAAGAAGCUCCUGCGCUUCUUGGUGUUUGAUUGCCUCAUGCUGGAUAAUCAGCGCAUGAUGCACCGCAUGCUGGAUAAGCGGUUGGGCUACGUCAUGGAGCGCAUCUACAAGCCGUACAAGAACCUCUGCAAAGCCUUCCGCGACGAAGUGCAAUUCUUCCCCUUCCAGAUCGAGUUCAAAAAGAUGGAGUUCAGCUACAGCAUCCAAUGGAUGUUCGAGUCCGUGCUGCCCAAGCUGCCGCACGGCAACGACGGGCUGAUCUUCACCUGCCGCACCACGCCCUACAAAUUCGGCACCGACCCGCACAUCAUCAAGUGGAAGCCCGCGCUCGAAAACAGCAUCGACUUCCGCCUCAACCUCGAGUUCCCGCUGCUCCCGUCGUCGCCGUCCUCCUCGCGCGAGAGCACGCCCGAGCACGACUACCACGCAAUGCCGACAUUCCACCUGAGCGUGUUCAUGGGCGAGGACGUGUACAAGAAGUGGGCGCAGAUGCAUGUCACCGAGGAGGAGUGGGAGGGGCUCAAGGGCAUGGGCGUGCCGCUGGACGACGCGAUUGUCGAGUGCGCGAUGGACAAGGAGGGCCGCUGGCGGUACAUGCGCUUCAGAAAGGAUAAGAAGCAUGGGAACCAUAUAUCGACGGUGGACAGCGUGAUGGAGAGCGUGAGGGAUGCGGUGAGCCGCGAGGAGCUGGUGGCGGUGCAGGCGGAGGUGAGGAAGGCGUGGAAGGCGCGUGCGGCGGUCGUGGCGGAUCUGGACAGGGGCGAGGCGAGUAAGAAGGUUAGGAGGUAG